AUGGGUCGCGUGCGCACCAAGACCGUGAAGAAGGCCAGCCGGGUCAUCAUCGAGAAGUACUACAACCGCCUGACCCUGGACUUUGACACCAACAAGCGCAUCGCGGAGGAGGUGGCCAUCAUCCAGUCCAAGCGCCUGCGCAACAAGAUCGCGGGCUUCACCACCCACCUGAUGAAGCGCAUCCAGCGCGGUCCAGUGCGCGGCAUCUCCCUCAAGCUGCAGGAGGAAGAGCGUGAGCGCCGCAUGGACUUCAUCCCCGACGAGUCGGCGCUGAACACCGCCGCCAUCGAGGUCGACGCCGACACCGCCGACAUGCUCAAGGAGAUCGGCCUGGGGUCCCUGCCCGGCAUCUCCAUCGCCAAGGAGGCCCGCCAAGACUUCCAGCAGAGGGCGCCCCGCCACUGA
Molecule: messenger RNA, 405 nt
Organism: Auxenochlorella protothecoides
Lineage: Eukaryota; Viridiplantae; Chlorophyta; Trebouxiophyceae; Chlorellales; Chlorellaceae
Product: 40S ribosomal protein S17
Exons: 4
Coding region: 1-405 (134 amino acids)
Biological process (GO): translation
Cellular component (GO): ribosome
Molecular function (GO): structural constituent of ribosome
Source: RefSeq, a predicted model, not a curated record